AAGCUUUUAUUUUGAUGAUCCCAAUCUCCAAAAGAGACCGUCGGUUCGUCACAAGCUUAUUACAGCCGCCGCAUCAAAAUUGAACGCACCGACGGCUUCCACACAACCCGUAGUGCAUCUUCCUUAAGACUGAUUUCUGGCGGGACUCAACCGAGUUCUUAAAUUCAUGCCAACAACAAAAGAUGGAUUUCUCUGAAGACUGGAAGUCUCUGUGGCCAAUCUCCUCUGUUUUCUCAGCCCCAUCCCUCCUUUCCUCCGUAGGCGGCGGAGGCGGAGCUUCUUCGACUAAAUCCAAAGACUUGGGACCUCUCGUCUUCAACCCAGUUCCCGAAACCUUAACCCAACUCUUCGCCUCUCCCUCUCUCGCUCCUCUCCUCCCUCCUCCUUACCCACGCCUCUCUCUCUCUAGAUUCCUCCAGACCUCCGCUGAAGCCUCCAUCCUUCACUCCACCAGCACCUCCGUCGGCCGCAGCCUCGGCCCACAGCUCUCCGACUCCGGUGCUUCCACGCUGCCCCACAACCGCCUUCAAUUGCUUCGGUGCGGACCCAAAAGCAAUUCAGUUCUCGCCUUCUUUCCCACCGGUGACAACUCCGAUCGAAUUGGGUUUCUUCUGCUGUCAGUACAGGAUCGCAAAUUGAAUGCUAGAGGAGAUGGGGGUAAGAUUUUUACCGCUAAAACUAAUUUCAAUCAUCGUAUUGUAAGAUUAUCUAUUAACCCAGUUGCUGAUUGGUGUUCGAGUUCUGGUAAAUUAUGUUAUACUACUGUUGGGUAUUUGUUAGCUUAUACAAUGUACUCUGUUCAUUGGUUUAGAGUGAGAAUCAGGGGACUUGGUACGGAUUCGGAGAGACCGGUAUUAGAUACUGUGGGUAGUAAAUUGUUUAAGAGUUCUUCUGUUGCGCAUGCUUGUUGGAGUCCGCAUUUGUGUGAAGAGAGUGUGGUACUCCUAGAGAAUGGUGAUUUGUUCUUAUUUGAUUUGGAUUCUUGUUCUAAAACUCAGGGUUUGAGUGCUAAAUUUAUUGGGAAAAGGCUGAGGGUUCGAUGGGAUGAUUCAAUUAGUUUGGAAGAGGGUGGAUGGUUGAGCUGUGAAUUUAGCUGGCAUCCGAGGAUUUUGAUUGUUGCUCAUUCUAAUGCUGUGUUUCUAGUGGAUUUGAGGUCUGGUGAAGGCAAGGUGAGCUGUUUGCUGAAAAAUGAGAAGUUAGUUAUGGAUACAGUUGUUCUAAAAGAUCCAUUUGUUGAAUUUUCUAAGGUAGGAUCUGAUGGUUUUUAUUUUGCCGUGGCUUCUGGCCAUUGGCUGCUGCUUUGCGACUUGCGUAAGCCAUUAAUGCCAUUGUUGCGAUGGGCACAUGAUCUUGAUCACCCGUCUUACAUUGAUGUGUUUCCAUUAUCUGUGAUGAGGUCACACUCGAAUGAUGGUAAUUAUAAGUGGGCUUCUGAGUCAGGCUAUUGCAUUGUUAUGGGGUCAUUUUGGAACUGCGACUUUAGUAGCUUUUGCUAUGGGCCUCCUCUUAGUGGAUCUGUUGCUGCUGAAAUUUCGAAAGGUUGCAAAUCAUUUUAUGCAUGGGAGCUCCCUUCAGAGCUCUCACUGUCAGGUCGUGAGUGUCCCUGUGGAAGUUGUCUAGUGAGAGAAGAGUUCUCAAAGGAUGCUCUUCCUGAAUGGAUUGAUUGGCGGCAAAAGAAAGAAAUAGUUUUGGGGUUUGGCUUCCUUGACAAAGACCUUUCUACCCAGUUGUUUGAAAAGGACAGUUUUGGUGGGUUUACGCUAAUUAGACUGAUGUCCUCGGGGAAGCUUGAAUUACAGAGAUACUGUGCCUCAUGGGAAUUCCAAAAAAAAUGGGAAGAAACCCACAAAGAACCACCUCUUCAUUUUGAAGAUUCUCUCCUAUACGCAGUGGGUGAUGCGGAAUAUACUUUUUCUAAGAGCUUUUAUUACCUGAAACUUGAUUUCCUAAAUGGGUAUAUGAAAGGUAAUCUUGCCAAAGUUCUGGGUGAAAAGAUGAUAAAACCUUGUAAGGGUCCUCGUGAAAAGGAAUCUUUUAGUAUUGAUUGCCAUCAAUAUAUUUGUGAAAAGUUGAAGGCAUGUGGAUUCAGUAGAAAAAGAUCAACUUCCACAGUUUCUGAAGUGCUUAAAGACACCAGCUUGCCGACCACCAUACAUGAAAUUGCUUCGAGGAAUUUAUGGGUAGGCUUGCCUAUGGAUCUGUUACAGUUGGCUUUUUCCACCUACUCAGAAUUCCUUGAAGUUCUUGUGGACAAGAAGAAGGUAUCCUUGGAAUUCUUAAAUAUUCCCCUCCAACCCCAGUUGCCUCCUUUCUUCUUGCACAAGCCUUCAUGCCGUAGCAGUAAGUGGUCAAAAAAAGUGCAGCCUGGUGAUGCACCUGCGGGUCCAGUUCUUCCUCUUCCUAUUCUGCUCACUCUACAUAAGCUGCGUGUGGGAGAAGAAGCAGAUGUAUCGUCAGCUGAUACUCAACUUUCUCUCAAGUGCAACGAGGUCAUGCAGGUAGCCAAUGAAAUUGCCAUGUCUGGUUCUGGCUCUGAUCUUCAAAAUGACCACGCUGUUCACCUUGGCGAUGACAGAGAUGAGAUGUAUUAUGGGUCCCAAAAAGAUUCAUGCUAUGGCUCCCAAAAAGUGAAUAUUUUCUCUUUACAUGAACCAGUUGCAUUCUCUGAGAAGAUGUCCAGCAUGGAUAAAAUGCCAGAGAAUUCUGCUUCUAAAGAUGAGAGAUUUACGACCUUGGUUUUUAAAACACCUGAGAAGAAGCUUGUCUCUAAUGUCAAAAUGGAAAUGGAUGGACCAGACAUGUUUGAUGCCCUGUGUCCACUAGAGUUGAAGUUCAAUGAUUGUGCAACAAAAUUUGGUCCUAAGGAACUGAAAACAUACAAAUUGUUGAAUAGACAAUUUUCAAAAUUUCUAGAAGGAUUUUAAUCUAUCUCAGGAAUUCUUUAGUAGGUCUAACUUCCAGAAACAUGGUCCAUGAUAUUGUUUAUUAGUUUUCAUUUUCUAUUGGGGGUGAAUUUGGCUUGUGACACCCUCUUCUUUUGCUUUCCUUUUCUCGUUUUGUUAAUUAACUUGUAAUGAGUGGAAAGUGCACAGAGCUAUAAUAGAAAUGUUGUUGUACAGAUUCCAUCUAAAUGAAAAGGGUCCCAAAUCUUGAUUGAAA
Molecule: messenger RNA, 3159 nt
Organism: Cornus florida
Lineage: Eukaryota; Viridiplantae; Streptophyta; Magnoliopsida; Cornales; Cornaceae
Exons: 1
Coding region: 183-2924 (913 amino acids)
Biological process (GO): transcription by RNA polymerase I
Cellular component (GO): fibrillar center
Molecular function (GO): RNA polymerase I core promoter sequence-specific DNA binding
Source: RefSeq, a predicted model, not a curated record